This is a messenger RNA of Aspergillus versicolor CBS 583.65, 2697 nucleotides long. RefSeq names its product glycosyltransferase. The record is from RefSeq and is a predicted model, not a curated record. The coding region runs from base 1 to 2697 and encodes 898 amino acids. Gene Ontology annotation, biological process: carbohydrate metabolic process. Lineage: Eukaryota; Fungi; Ascomycota; Eurotiomycetes; Eurotiales; Aspergillaceae. The transcript has 6 exons. Gene Ontology annotation, molecular function: hexosyltransferase activity; UDP-glycosyltransferase activity.
AUGCCCUCGGAAAAGCCUUCUAUCUGCCCUAGCAGGAAGAUUCCUCUCGCCUGCACAUCAAGAUGCAAAGCUGGAAGGCCGGAGCAUGCGAGAUUUACAGGCCAUGGCUAUGAGACUGAGGCACGGGUAACCGGCAGCGGACGACUCGAUAUAAACCUCGAAGAGGAUGAGCCGGAGGUAGCCGGCUUCUUGGAGAGCCUGGCAAGCCAGAAGCCCGAUAUAACGCGUCGCUCCUUUCCUGUCCCAGGGGAUCUCAAGUUCCCUAUCAAGCUCAACAUCGUCAUGCACGUCGUUGGCUCUCGUGGAGAUGUCCAGCCUUUUAUUGUCCUUGGGAAGGCUCUACAGCAGCACGGCCAUCGUGUACGGUUAGCGACGCAUCUGAUAUUUCGAGAUUUCGUCAAGCGGAAUGGCCUAGAGUUCUUCAACAUUGGGGGAGAUCCGGCCGAGCUGAUGUCGUUCAUGGUGAACAACCCAAAGCUGAUUCCGAAGAUGGACGCGUUGUUCCAUGGUGCUAUAGCACGUCGCCGGGGGGAGAUCCGUAAGAUCAUCGGAGGAUGCUGGCGGUCGUGUAUUGAAGCUGGCGAGGGUCUUGACCUCCUCUGUGAUGCCCCGUUGACUGCACCGCCGUUUGUCGCAGAUGUCAUCAUCGCAAACCCGCCGAGUUUCGCUCAUAUACAUUGUGCCGAAAAGCUGGGGAUACCGCUGCAUUUGAUGUUUACGAUGCCCUGGUCCCCGACGCAGGCAUUUCCACAUCCGCUGGCGAACGUCCAUAGCUUUACGACCAAGCCAUCUGUAGCGAAGAUUGCUUCGUAUGCUGUAACCGAGAUGGUAAUUUGGCAGGGCCUGGGCGAUUUACAGAAUGAAUUCCGUCGGUUUGAAUUGGGCCUUGAGCCUUUGGACGCAGUGCGAGCCCCUAGCCUAAUUCACCGUCUACGCAUUCCAUUUACUUACAUGUGGUCACCAUCCUUACUACCCAAGCCAGAUGACUGGCAGGCCCAUAUCGAUGUCACUGGGUUCAACUUCCUCCCUGCAGACACCGACUACGAGCCUUCGCUAGAACUUCUACAGUUCCUCGAGUCAGGGCCAGCCCCGAUCUACAUCGGAUUCGGGUCGAUAGUAGUCGAUGACCCUGACGGACUGACCCAAACCAUACUAGACGCUGUUCUAUCGACUGGUCAGCGCGCAUUGAUAUCCAAAGGCUGGGGUGGGCUAGGAGCAGAAUCACUCCACCAUAAAGACAUCUUCUUUCUAGGUAACUGCCCCCAUGAUUGGCUAUUCCAACACGUUUCCUGUGUGAUACACCAUGGCGGCGCCGGGACUACUGCAAUUGGCCUCGCCAUGGGCAGACCGACUGUAGUUGUCCCCUUCUUCGGUGACCAGCCCUUCUGGGGUGCACUCGUGGCUGCAAACCAGGCAGGGCCGUGGCCCAUCCCAUUCCGAGACCUAACUCCAGAGCGCUUGGCGGAUGCAAUAUACAAGUGUCUGACGCCUGCCACGAUCGCCAAAGCACAGGAGCUGAGCGAAAGAAUACGUUCCGAGAAUGGGCCAGAGCAAGGCGUUGCAAGCUUCCACCGGCAGCUGAACCUGGAUCGUCUGCGAUGUUCAAUAUGUCCCGAUCGAAAGGCUGUAUGGCGUGUCCGGAAAACAAAAAUACUGCUCAGUCCACUGGCAGCGUCCGUCCUUGUUCGCGGGGGCCAUCUCGAUCCUCAUGAUGUGAAGCUGUAUGUUCCUUGUUCACUUCCAUAUCAGUGUGAUGCAGCUAACGAUAACAGCUACCGCUCGAAAUGUUACGAUACGAAUACUGAUCCCAGGGGACCUUUCUAUGCAAGCGCCGAAGGAGUUGCAGGAGCAAUGGGGAAUUUCUUGACAGGGAUUGUGAAUAUCCCUAUGCAUACCGUGCAGGGAAUCUCCCAGACGAAGCGCUCUCGAUUUGCGGAUGGAUUUGGGCUGCCAACAUGCGAGGAACGAAUGGCAAUGGCUGAGAUGCAAGCAAAUGGAGGACCCGUCGUGGAGGAUCAAGGGUCGUCAGGUCUGGAUGAACAGAGGGACAGCGUCAGCAGCCUGCUAUCCAAGGAGACUGCAAGUUCGAGCUCAAGUAGCUCGAGUCAGGAUGCUCCCACCAUGGCUAAGCGGAGCACUCUUUCCUCUGUGCUCUCCAACAGCAGCUACACUGGACGCCGGGUCGUGAACUGGAUCAUCGAGAUACCAGUGGGCCUGACUCUGCUCCUGUCGCAGGGAUUUCACGAUGCUCCUCGGUGGUACCAUGAUCGCACAGUAAAGGACGUGCCGUAUGCGCACGACAUUCGCUCUGGGCUGAAGGCUGCAGCGACAGAAUUCUGGCAGAGUUGGUAUGACGGAAUCACCGGCCUCGUAACACAGCCUCAUUCCGGGUGGAAGCAAGGGGGAAUGGGCGAGAUGGCCAAGGGAGUUGGCAAGGGAGUCGGGGGUGUCGUCCUCAAGCCCCAGGCCGGUCUGUGGGGACUCAUCGGGUAUCCCCUGAAUGGCGUCUCCAGGAGCAUUGAAAAGUCGUACGGCAACAAUCGACAGGACUACAUUAUCUUCUCGCGCAUCCGCCAGGGAGAUGCGGACCUGGCAGCGGCAUCGGAGGACGAAAAGACGCAGAUUCUGGCCAAGUGGCGAGCUUUCCAGCAAAAGAGAAAACAGUUCCGAGCCAGUCGAGACAUGUCCUGUCAUUAA